GCUCAAAAAAAAAAAAAAACACAUGGAGCCAUGGACACGUUGCUCAUGCUGCUUAACUGAAUCAGGUUCCCUUCCCUCUGCUUGCUUCACGAACUCGCGGAAAUCCCGUCCCCUCCCAAAAUCUCACCAACGAGUCCACCCCAAAUCCAUCCACGAAUCUCUUCCUCACUCCAACUGCCUCCCUCCGCCGUCAAAAUCCAAUCUUUCCUCUCACCUCCGCCGCUUUCGGCACGCCCCUUCAACCCCAAGAUCGAUACUCUCUCCACCAAUCCGAUCCAAUCCGCAGCUGGGUUCCACGAAUUGCAAAGGUCUAGGCGCGGAUUGGAGCAUGGGGCUCCGAUCCCCCAACUCGAUGCUGUGGCUAGUACUACUGGUGUGGGCGGCGCUGCUGUGCGGUAGCUGCCAUGGGAGGUUCGUGGUGGAGAAGAACAGCCUCAAGGUGACGUCGCCCAGCGACAUGAAGGGCACCUACGAGUGCGCCAUUGGCAACUUCGGCGUGCCCCAGUACGGCGGCACCAUGGUCGGCGUCGUCGCCUACCCCAAGGCCAACAAGAAGGCCUGCAAGAGCUUCGACGAUUUUGACAUCUCCUACAAGGCCAAACCGGGCUCACUCCCCACCUUCCUCCUCGUCGAUAGGGGAGAUUGCUUUUUCACAAAGAAGGCAUGGAAUGCACAAAACGCAGGAGCAGCAGCCAUCCUUGUUGCUGAUGACAAGACUGAACCCCUGAUUACAAUGGACACGCCUGAAGAGAGUGGAAAUACAGACUAUUUAGAGAAUAUCACCAUUCCUUCUGCGCUGAUAACCAAGAGCUUUGGGGACAAGCUCAAGAAAGCAAUUGAUAAUGGUGACAUGGUUAAUGUGAAUUUGGAUUGGAGGGAGUCCCUGCCUCACCCUGAUGAGCGUGUUGAGUACGAAUUUUGGACUAACAGUAAUGAUGAGUGUGGCCCUAAAUGUGAUAGCCAGAUUGAUUUUGUCAAGAGCUUCAAAGGAGCAGCACAGGUACUUGAGAAGAAGGGAUACACACAGUUCACUCCUCAUUACAUUACCUGGUAUUGCCCAGAUUCCUUCAUUCUAAGCAAGCAGUGCAAGUCCCAGUGUAUCAACCAUGGGAGAUAUUGUGCACCUGACCCGGAACAGGAUUUCAGCAAAGGGUAUGAUGGGAAAGAUGUGGUAGUCCAGAAUUUACGUCAAGUCUGUGUUUAUAAAGUUGCUAAGGAGCAUGGAAAACCUUGGCUGUGGUGGGACUACGUGACAGAUUUUGCAAUCCGGUGCCCAAUGAAGGAAAAGAAGUACACCAAGGAAUGCGCUGAUGGAGUUAUCAAGUCACUUGGUCUUGAUCACAAAGCCAUAGAUAAGUGCAUUGCUGAUCCAGAUGCUGAUAAAGAAAAUCCUGUGCUGAAAGCUGAACAGGAUGCACAGAUUGGCAAGGGCUCUCGUGGUGAUGUUACCAUCUUACCGACUCUUGUAAUCAACAAUAGACAAUACAGAGGGAAACUUGAUAAAGGAGCGGUUCUUAAGGCAAUUUGUGCUGGUUUUCGAGAAACCACUGAACCAGCUGUUUGCUUGAGUGAAGAUAUACAAACAAAUGAGUGCUUGGAGAACAAUGGUGGCUGUUGGCAAGACAAGGCUGCUAACAUCUCUGCAUGCAAGGACACUUUUCGUGGAAGAGUUUGUGAAUGUCCAGUUGUGAAAGGUGUUAAAUUUGUUGGUGAUGGCUACACUCACUGUGAAGCUUCGGGAUCUGGCCAUUGUGAAAUUAACAAUGGAGGGUGCUGGAAGGAUUCCAGGCAUGGCCGGACAUAUUCUGCCUGCACGGUAAGCCAUCAGUUGGGGUAUUUGUUGUCUGCAUGUGUAGUUACAAUUCAAAAGCAUAUUUAUGCUGUUUUUAAUGUACAGAAUGAUGGUUGUAAAUGUCCGGAUGGGUUCAAAGGUGAUGGAGUCCACAAAUGCGAAGAUAUUGAUGAAUGCAAGGAAAGGACUGCAUGCCAGUGCAAGGAAUGUAAAUGCAAGAACACAUGGGGAAGCUAUGAGUGCGGUUGCAGUGGCGGCUUGCUUUAUAUGAAGGAGCAUGAUACAUGCAUAAGCAAAAAUGCAGCAACAGAGGUAGGAUGGAACUUCUUGUGGGUGAUCUUCUUUGGCCUAGUGGUAGCCGGCAUUGCAGGAUACGCAGUAUACAAGUACAGGAUCCGGAGGUACAUGGAUUCAGAGAUCCGCGCCAUCAUGGCCCAGUACAUGCCCCUGGACAACCAAGGAGAUGUUCCCAAUCAUUCUCACCAUAUCGAGCUAUGAAAAGAGUGAGGAUAGCAUGCAACUUCCCCCCAUGUUGCCCAAAUGGGAUGAGAAGAGGUGAACAACUCCUGGAGAUCAUGACACAGCCUGACGAUAUGUGUAGUAGUAUCACUCUGACGAUCUUAUGUUUAGCAAAUUUAGCCCAUGUAAAUUUCUGGAUUAUCCUGUGGCCGCAUAAUUUCAAUCGUACCUGGCUGCUUUGCUCCCAUAUAGCGCUGGGGAAAUAUGGAGAUUGCAAAAUUAGGCAAGUUUGUGAUCUCGAGGAAGAACACUAGUAUGGCAUUUCCCACCAAAAAAGACUAGUUUGGAAAGCAUGAAUUUUGUAUAGAAUUUUCGUGUGAAUCAGUUUUGCUUGGUUCUUGCGGAAAAAGAAAAAUCAGGCAUUCCAUA
Molecule: messenger RNA, 2680 nt
Organism: Oryza sativa Japonica Group (Japanese rice)
Lineage: Eukaryota; Viridiplantae; Streptophyta; Magnoliopsida; Poales; Poaceae
Product: vacuolar-sorting receptor 1
Molecular function (GO): calcium ion binding
Source: RefSeq, a predicted model, not a curated record